Molecule: messenger RNA, 3161 nt
Organism: Acomys russatus (golden spiny mouse)
Lineage: Eukaryota; Metazoa; Chordata; Mammalia; Rodentia; Muridae
Gene: Cenpc
Product: centromere protein C
Exons: 19
Coding region: 92-2896 (934 amino acids)
Biological process (GO): spindle attachment to meiosis I kinetochore; attachment of mitotic spindle microtubules to kinetochore; kinetochore assembly
Cellular component (GO): kinetochore
Molecular function (GO): centromeric DNA binding
Source: RefSeq, a predicted model, not a curated record
GGCCCCCGAUCUCACUAGACGACUUUUAACCCUUCUGGGGCCUGUCUCAGUUUCCCUAUCAGGUCUCAGUCGGGACCAGUGGGCCGGAAACAUGGCCUUCCAUCUGGAUCAUCUAAAAAAUUACCACAGAAGAUUUUGCCGGCCUUCCAGAGCAUCCACUAUUCAUAAAAAGCAAGGCCAGAACAUGCUGGAAAUCUUACAAGACUGUUUUGAAGAACAAAGUAAGGCUUCAUUGUUAGAUGACUCUACAGAGACAUUUCUUCAUUCAACACCUAAAGAGAAAGACAAUUGUAGUCAGUCAACAGGCAGAGAGCGCCAGGCAUCACAUUCAAAAUCAGUUCCAGUUUCUUCAAGGAGGAAAGAAGCUUCUCGGCAAGUUUCUGCAGAGCCCAGUGGAGCUCCUGGUGGAUCAGUUCAGGCUAAUGAAGUUCAUCCCAAGAUUCUGGCUACUGAUGUUAUUUCUAAAGGUACACCUGUUUCAAACAAAGUGUCAAAUGAAGAAACCAGUGGUCACCACAGUGCUCCUGAGCAUGCAUUUUACUUAUCUGUUGGCUCCCCUGUGGUUCUUUUGGAUGCAGAAGCGUCUGUGUUACAGAAUACUGUUUCAUCAGUUGGCCAAAAAAGAGUGGCUUCUGUCUUAAGAAAUUCAGUAGAGAUCCAAACUUCAAAUACAGACAUUUCUCUUAAAACUCGGAAAAGGUUAAACUUUGAAGAUAAAGUUACUUUGGGCAAAGCAGACAAAGGAACCAAGGUCUUAGAAGUAGAGGACCACAUAUCAGGACAAGAAGGGACGUCCUCAGAAACAUCUCAGAAAAGAGGGGACGAUAUGACCUAUGAAAUUCAACCACAAUCUAAAAAGAGUUUUUCAGAAUUGUUUUCAGAAACUGUCAAGAAGAAGACCAAAUCCAGUUUAAUUGUUAGGCACACAGCGGCAAUUCCACCUCUUUCAUCUCUUGCAAAUGACGUGAAAUUGUUAGAAGAUGAAUUCAUUAUUGAUGAGUCAGAAAGAAGUUUUGCAAGUCAUCCGUGGGUGACGAUACCAAGUAAAGGCAGACAUCUGAGAAACCAUGGGCCAUCUCCUGAAAACAUUGCAACUCUUCAAAAUAAGAAGUCAAAGGAGAAACCUCGUAGCGUAUCAGCUAAGACUUUGAUAAAUGACACACAGUCUCCUAAGACUCCCUCCAUAGAGAAAUCCCAGCUCUCUGUUGAAGAAAACCUGAGAACUAGUUGUACAAAUGAGUUGGAAAAUGACUGUAGAUCUACAGAAAGUAAAAUGCAUUCUGAGAAUGCCAAAAACCCAUCUCAAACCCAAAGGACUAUGAAACAGAAGCAGAAAAGAGUGGCUAAGUGUAAAGUAGUUGAAGAACAGCUUAAUAUGGGACAGGAUACUAAUGAAAGUACAAAUAUGUCAAAUAUUGGCAAAGACAAGUUACAAAUAAAUUCAAAAAGAAGUAUGGAAGACUGUGAUGAGGUGACAAAUGAGCCUGUUCGCAAGAAACGUGUGCCAGCUGCUGAAAACAAGAAAAAAAAGAAUAGCACUCAAAAAGAUAGGGAAAAAUCUGGAAAGAAAUGUUUUUCCAAUAAGUCCAAGAACAAAAUUGUUCCUGAAGAAGUGACUUUGCCUGCCAGAAGAAGUGGUAGGAUUUCUCAGCAUCCACCUGACUGGUGGGUGGUAAAACCAGAGACGGGCUCUGUUGAUAGAAAUUCUUCAAAAGAAAACGAAUCCUCAGUGGUAUAUCACAAUAGAAAAAAGAGAGAUGAGAAAAAUCACUUAUCUAAAAAUGUUGGGAAAAAAUCUGUUCCACCAAAAAGACGAAAGACAGGCAGCAGCUCAAGAGUACAGAAGUCUUUAAAUGUGAAGGGUUCUGGAAGAAGGGUUAGUGGCCGCAAUGGAAUCUCUAGUUCCCAGAGUGAGCCAUUGGAAAGCAACAAGGCGAAGCCAACGCAGAAGAGUCUUGAUGUUUCUGGACCUACUAGAGGCUCUAAGUAUCAAAACAGUGUUAUGAUAUCACAGAAUGCUCAGUUAAAGUUUCGUACUGGGAAAUAUACAAGGAAGACACAAAUGGAGUCUAACUUGGAUUUGAGAGACCCUAAAAGUUCAAUUUUGGAAGAAAGUGGACCAUCCAGGCUCCAGAAUUAUGUAACGUCUAGAAGCAAUAAUUCUGAAAAAGAUGAUAAAAAUGACCGGGAGAAUUUGGAUUUGAGAAUAAGAAGUUCUAAUAUGUCACCAGAUAGGAAUAUACAUCACAAAUUAGUACUGCCCUCCAACUCACCAAAUGUUCGUAGAACAAAGAGAAUACGUUUGAAACCUCUGGAAUAUUGGCGAGGAGAGCGGAUAGAUUAUCAAGAAGGUUCAUCGGGAGGAUUUGUGAUUGAAAUAGUAUCUCCAGCUCCAGUGUUGCCCAAAAUAAAGGAAAAAAGAAACCUGAGCAAAGUCAACAAAAAAGCUAGCAGGAAAUGCAUCCGUCCUGAUAACCAGAAAAAGAAGAAGUUAGUGGUGGAUCUGGAUAUACCUCUAGGAGAUCCCUUUCAGGCAACACUGGCAAAGGACCCAGAAACAAGAGAGAUUGUCCCGAUGGAUCUUAUAAGACCACGAGAUACCUACCAAUUUUUUGUUGAGCAACAUGGCUUGAAAGUUUUUAAAACAUUGGAUACAACAGUUUUUUCUACUGGAAAAUUGGUUUUAGGACCCCAUGAAGAAAAAGGAAAACAGCAUGUUGGCCAAGAUAUAUUGGUUUUUUAUGUUAACUUUGGUGACCUUUUAUGUACCUUACAUGAAACACCUUAUAUGAUAUCUACUGGGGAUUCGUUCUAUAUUCCUUCAGGUAAUCAUUACAACAUUAAAAAUCUCUUGAAUGUGGAAAGUUCUCUUCUUUUUACUCAAAUAAAGAGAUGAGGUAAAUGUGUAUGUGUAUAGAUUGUUUAUUUGUAAAUUUUUGUAUCUGAUUAUUUUAAAAUAAAACUUUUAUUUAGUUUUGAGUCAACUUGCAUUAGAUAAUUAUUUCAUACUCCUUACUAAAUGUUUUGUAAUCUUGGUUGAGUAUUGAUUUUCCAUGAAUGCAAAUACUAUCUUUAGUGAUGGCCAUUUUGCUGGUGUUGUUCUAAUAACAUUGAAACAGACAAAUAACAACAAAACCCAAAAUCACUGUUCCCACAAUAUA